Messenger RNA from Orcinus orca (killer whale), 10004 nucleotides. RefSeq names its product olfactory receptor 2C1. Gene Ontology annotation, biological process: G protein-coupled receptor signaling pathway. The record is from RefSeq and is a predicted model, not a curated record. Gene Ontology annotation, molecular function: olfactory receptor activity; G protein-coupled receptor activity. Gene Ontology annotation, cellular component: membrane. Lineage: Eukaryota; Metazoa; Chordata; Mammalia; Artiodactyla; Delphinidae.
AGGUAUUCGAUAGAGGUAUGAAGGAGGGUAGAAAAGUGCUCUGAAAUCUUUACCAUCCCUGACUCAAAAGAAGGACUACCUUGUUGACCUAAAGAAACAGACAAUUAGAAAAGAUUUCCUGCCUGACAUCUGGGUGGGAUAUAGCAUUAGGAUCUCCAGUAUAUUUGCUGCUUAUUGAUGAAAACGACAGUUCUCAGGGUCUUCAGCCAAGAGGUGUAGCCAAGUGGUCCCUGUCUAGAGCACCAGAACCAGAUAAGCACACAUGCACACUUCCCUUGAGUAGAAACUCCCAUCAAGCCUGCUAUUUGGGCGUGGCAGCCAGGGUUCCUGUGGGACAUGUCAUGAUCCAGAGGAAGAGCAGAGCAUUUACUCCCAGUCUUCAGCUUCCAGAUGAGGACAGCUGACCCAAGACUAUUUUUGUUUUCUUCUCAGAUGCUUUUAUUUAUUUAUUUAUUUAUUUUUAAAUUCUGACUUCCUUGCAGUUAGGAAGUCAGAAUUUCUUUUUUUAAAAAAUUAAUUAAUUAAUUAAUUAAUUGAUUUUGAGCUGUGUUGGGUCUUCGUUUCUGUGAGAGGGCUUUCUCUAGUUGUGGCAAGCGGGGGCCACUCUUCAUCGCGAUGCGCGGGCCUCUCACUAUUGCGGCCUCUCUUGCUGCGGAGCACAGGCUCCAGACGCACAGGCUCAGUAGUUGUGGCUCACGGGCCUAGUUGCUCCGCGGCAUGUGGGAUCUUCCCAGACCAGGGCUUGAAGCCGCGUCCCCUGCAUUAGCAGGCAGAUUCUCAACCACUGCGCCACCAGGGAAGCCCAGAUCCUUUUAUUUAUUAGCCAAAGAAGGGGGAUGGGCUUUGGUUUGUGAUCUUCAGUAAAGCCUAGGUCUUGCCCCAUGAAGGGAGAUGGUAAUUGGCCCAUUAUUAACAAGAGGUAAUUUUUGUUUAUGAGAUGUUAAGAAUUACUCCAUGGUUUAGAGGUGGGCAUAGUGGUCAUAUACCUCAAACUUUCGGGGAUCCCCUCUGAAAUCUUCUAUUUUCCUUUUCUAAUUAUGGGUAUCCUGUAACUGAUUUAACUCCUUUUGGGGUAGACCCUGUUUCUAUCUUUAGCCUGUUCCACCUACAUGUACUUGAGCUUACAUGAAGUUUUGUUCUGUUCUACAUUUACCUCUUUUUAACUCACGUGUUUGUAUCUUCUGUAUUUGGUGAAUAUGUCUAUAUUCAUGCUUCCCAUUCUUUUCAUGAUUGUAUAGACUCAUCACCUUCUCCCUCAAACUUCAUCUUUCAGGACCAGGAGUUUUCACUUGGGAGGGGAGGGAUAUAGAAGAGAAGGGAAGAAAUUUAUCAGAAACAUUUGGGGAAUUCUUCCAAAUACAGCAGGUCUGCUCACCCCUCCCCUGAGUAUACCAAAAUCUUGGCUGGGGAAAUUAGUAUUUUUUGAGAAUUUCCACAUUUAGUUCCAAUGGUCAACUCCCUCUACCCUUUUGAACUGAAGGAGUUCACACUCCUUCAUCAUGAACAAAGAUGAUGGAUGGACAGGGUGCAAAGAUGAAUUUCUUGGGUCAUCACUGUGUUGAACUGAAGACACUGAUCUUUUUGUUCUUUGUGAAGCACUUCCUUCAUUUUGUGAUAGCUCAUGUUGAUAUUCAGAUGGAAUAAAGUUUCCAUUCAUUGUGGGACUGACAGUGUUUGGGGAUUGCAAUGAAACCUUGCAAUCAUAAAAUUUAAAUUGGUACUUAACUACAAAGGUCGGCGACAUCAGACCUGCACUGAUGCAGAUCCACCUAAUCCAGUAGCUUCUUCACUUGCUUUACUCCUGGUUGUCCCUGGACAGAUUCCUCAAGUGACUGAAGGCAACCAGAGAUGGAAAGGGCCAACAGAAGCUCCUUGGAGAGCUUUAUUCUGAUGGGUGUAUCUGACCAUCCCCAGCUGGAGAUAAUCUUUUUUGUAGUCAUCCUCUUCUCCUACUUGCUGACCCUUGUUGGGAACUCAACCAUGAUCCUGCUUUCCAGCCUGGAUGCCCGGCUCCACACACCCAUGUACUUCUUCCUCAGCAACUUCUCCUCCCUGGAUCUUGCUUUUACUACUAGCUCAGUCCCCCAAGUGCUGAUCAUCUUGUGGGGAUCAGACAAGACCAUCAGCUAUGGUGGCUGUGUGACCCAACUCAAUGUUUUCCUCUGGCUAGGGGCUACUGAGUGCAUCCUGCUGUUGGUGAUGGCAUUUGACUACUAUGUCAUGGUGUGCUGGCCCCUGCACUACACCACCAUCAUGAACCCCUGGCUCUGCUGGCUGCUGGCUGCCAUUGCCUGUUUGGGUGGCUUGGGCAACUCUGUGGUCCAGUCAACCUUCACUCUGCAGCUCCCUUUGUGAGGGCACCAGAGGGUGGACAGCUUCCUGUGUGAGGUGCCCGCCAUGAUCAAACUAGCCUGUGGAGACACAAGUCUCAAUGGUGUCUGCACCUUCUUCACCACUGUCCCAUUAAGCAUCAUCCUGAUCUCCUACUGCUACAUAGCUCAGGCAGUGCUGAAGAUCCACUCGGCCAAGGGACAGAGAAAGACCUUUAACACGUGCCUCUCUUAUCUGGUGGUGGUACGGCUCUUUUAUGGCUCAGCUAUCUAUGGGUAUCUGCUUCCUGCUAAGACCAGCAACCAGGACAAAUUCAUUUCCCUCUUCUACUCUGUGGUCACACCCAUGGUGAACCCUCUCAUUUACACUCUGAGGAACAAGGAGGUGAAGGGGGCGCUGAGGAGGCUGCUGGGGAAGUCAGCUGAAGGAAGGGAAAACUAUCAUUUACCACCUCUUCAUUUCUACAAGCUUUUUCUCAUUCUCUCUGGCCAGGUGAACGUGAGGAGUACUGACCGCAGUACAAGCAUGUUCUUGACAGCACUAAGCUGUUGGUACAUGGUUAAUGUUAUUUCUUUUUUUUUUUUUUUUUUGAGGUUAAAGGGAUUUUUUUUUUAACAUCUUUAUUGGGGUAUAAUUGCUUUACAAUGGUGUGUUAGUUUCUGCUUUAUAACAAAGGAAAUCAGUUAUACAUGUACAUAUGUUCCCAUAUCUCUUCCCUCUUGCGUCUCCCUCCCUCCCACCCUCCCUAUCCCACCCCUCCAAGUGGUCACAAAGCACCGAGCUGAUCUCCCUGUGCUAUGCGGCUGCUUCCCACUAGCUAUCUACCUUACGUUUGGUAGUGUAUAUAUGUCCAUGCCUCUCUCUCGCUUUGUCACAGCUCACCCUUCCCCCUCCCCAUAUCCUCAAGUCCGUUCUCUAUCUUUAUUUAUUUAUUUGCGGUACGCGGACCUCUCACCGCUGCGGCCUCUCCCGUUGCGGAGCACAGGCUCCGGACGCGCAGGCUCAGUGGCCAUGGUCCACUGGUCCACUGGCCCAGCUGCUCCGCAGCACAUGGGACCCUCCCGGACCGGGGCACGAACCCGUGCCCCCUGCAUCGGCAGGCGGACUCUCAACCACUGCGCCACCAGGGAAGCCCGUUAAUGUUAUUUCUAAUGUUCUACACUUCUUUACCAAAUAUCCUACUGUGGACCACAGAUAACAGGGCAGAUGUGUCAUCAAUGACUCAGAGGUUGUUGACUUAGUACAGACUUAGUUCACUGUCACUGCUGUCCACAUUUUAUUACAUGUAAUAAAUAUUACAUAUGUAUUAUUGUAUUUCUAGAGAAUUCUGUACUUUUCUAAAGAAAGCACCUCCACUUGGCAGUAUCUUAUAUAAUUCCAUAAAAUCAAGCCAGGUUUUAUUAGCCCCAGUUGAAAACCCAAGAAUUCAUCUUUGCACCCUAUCCAUCCAUCAUCUUUGUCCAUCUCUCUUUGUCUUUUCUUAAUGUUUCAGUCUAUCUACCCACACUUCCCAGUCAUAUGCCCCUCUGUCAUCUUGUUUAACCUCUAUUUUAUGUCUACAUUCCAUUUUCCCUUUUGCCUUAUCCAAUGUUGAAUGAGAAAUGGUAGGAAGGAGAUUGGUUCAAGAUGAUGGAGUAGAAGGACGUGCUCUCACUCCCUCUUGCGAGAGCACUGGAAUCACAACUAAUUGCUGAACAAUCAUCAACAGGAAGACACUGGAACUCACCAAAAAAGAUACCCCACAUCCAAAGAGAAAGGAGAAGCCACAAUGAGACAGAAGGAGGGGCACAAUCACAAUAAAAUCAAAUCCCAUAACUGCUGGGGGGUUGACUCACAAACUGGAGAACACUUAUACCACAGAAGUCCACCCACUGGAGUGAAGGUUCUGAGCCCCACGUCAGGCUUCUAACCUGGGGGUCUGGCAACAGGAGAAGGAAUUCCCAGAGGAUCAGACUUUGAAGGCGAGAUUUGACUGUAGGAUUUUGACAGGACUGGGAGAAACAGAGACUCCACUCUUGGAGGGCACACACAAAGUAGUGUGCAUAUCGGGUCCCAGGGGAAGGAGCAGUGACCCCCAUAGGAGACUGAACUAGACCUAUUUGCUAGUGUUGGAGGGUCUCCUGCAGAGGCAGAGGGUGGCUGUGUCUCACCAUGUGGACAAGGACACUGGCAGCAGAAGUUCUGGGAAGUACUCCUUGGUGUGAGCCCUCCCAGAGUCCAACAUUAGCCCCACCAAAGAGCCCAGGUAGGCUCCAGGGUUGGGUCACCUCAGGCCAAACAACCAACAGCGAGGGAACCCAGCCCCACCCAUCAGCAGACAAGUGGAUUAAAGUUUUACUGAGCUCUGCCACCAGAGCAACAGCCAGUUCUACCCACCACCAGUCGCUUCCAUCAGGAAAGUUGCACAAGACUCUUAGAAAACCUAAUCCACCAGAGGGCAGACAGCAGAAGCAAGAAGAACUACAAUCCUACAGCCUGUGGAACAAAAACCACAUUCAGAAAGAUAGACAAGAUGAAAAGGCAGAGGGUUAUGUACCAGAUGAAGGAACAAGAUAAAACCCCAGAAAAACAACUAAAUGAAGUGGAGAUAGGUAACCUUCCAGAAAAAGAAUUCAGAAUAAUGAUAGUGAAGAUGAUCCAGGACCUCCAAAAAGAAUGGAGGCAAAGAUCAAGAAGAUGUUAGAAAUGUUUAAAAAAGACCUAGAAGAAUUAAAGAACAAACAAACAUAGAUGAACAAUACAAUAACUGAAAUGAAAACUACACUAGAAGGAAUCAAUAGCAGAAUAACUGAGGUAGAAGAACAGAUAAGUGACCUGGAAGACAGAAAGGAGGAAUUCACCUCUGCGGAACAGAAUAAAGAAAAAAGAAAUAAAGACAGCCUAAGAGACCUCUGGGACAACAUUAAAUGCAACAACACUCGCAUUAUAGGGGUCUCAGAAUGAGAAGAGAGAGAGAAAGAACCUGAGAAAAUAUUUGAAGAGAUUAUAGUCAAAAACUUCCCUAACAUGGGAAAGGAAAUAGCCACCCAAGUCCAGGAAGCGCAAAGAGUCCCAUAAAGGAUAAACCCAAGGAAACACACUGAGACAUAGUAAUCAAAUUGGCAAAAAUUAAAGACACAGAAAAAUUAUUGAAAGCAGCAAGGGAAAAAUGACAAAUAAUAUACAAGGGAACUCCCAUAAGGUUAAGAGCUGAUUUCUCAGCAGAAACUCUACAAGCCAGAAAGGAGUGGCAUGACAUAUUUAAAAUGAUGAAAGGGAAGAACCUACAACCAAGAUUACUCUACCCAGCAAGGAUCUCAUUCAGAUUCGAUGGAGAAAUCAAAAGCUUUACAGACAACCAAAAGCUAAGAGAAUUCAGCACCACCAAACCAGCUCUACAACAAAUGCUAAAGGAACUUCUCUAAGUGGGAAACACAAGAGAAGAAAAGGGCCUACAAAAACAAACCCAAAACAAUUAAGAAAGUGGUAAUAGGAACAUACAUAUUGAUAAUUACCUUAAACGUGAAUGGAUUAAAUCCUCCAACCAAAAGACACAGGCUUGCUGAAUGGAUACAAAAACAAGACCCAUAUAUAUGCUGUCUACAAGAGACCCACUUCAGACCUAGGGACACAUACAGACUGAAAGUGAGGGGAUGGAAAAAGAUAUUCCAUGCAAAUGGAAAUCAAAAGAAAGCUGGAGUAGCAAUACUCAUAUCCGAUAAAAUAGACUUUAAAAUAAAGAAUGUUACAAGAGACAAGGAAGGACACUACAUAAUGAUCAAGACAUCAAUCCAAGAAGAAGAUAAAACAAUUAUAAAUAUAUAUGCACCCAACAUAGGAGCACCUCAAUACAUAAGGCAACUGCUAACAGCUAUAAAAGAAGAAAUCGACAGUAACACAAUAAGAGUGGGGGACUUUAACACCUCACUUACACCAAUGGACAGAUCAUCCAAACAGAAAAUUAAUAAGGAAACCCAAGCUUUAAAUGACACAAUAGACCACAUAGAUUUAAUUGAUAUCUAUAGGACAUUCCAUCCAAAAACAGCAGAUUACACUUUCUUUUCAAAUGCGCACAUAACAUUCUCCAAGAUAGAUCACAUCUUGGGUCACAAAUCAAGCCUCAGUAAAUUUAAGAAAAUUGAAAUCAUAUUAAGUAUCUUUUCUGACCAUAAUGCUAUGAGAUUAGAAAUCAAUUACAGGGAAAAAAAGUAAAAAACACAAACACAUGGAGGCUAAACAAUAUUUUAUGAAAUAACCAAGAGAUCACUGAAGAAAUCAAAGAGGAAAUCAAAAAAUACCUAGAGACAAAUGACAAUGAAAACAUGACGAUUCAAAACCUAUGGGAUGCAGCAAAAGCAAUUCUAAGAGGGAAGUUUAUAGCAAUACAAUCCUACCUCAACAAACAACAAACAUCUCAAAUAAACAAUCUAACCUUAUACCUAAAGGAACUAAAGAAAGAAGAACAAAAUAACCCCAAAGUUAGUAGAAGGAAAGAAAUCAUAAAAUCAGAGCAGAAAUAAAUGAAAUAGAAACAAAACAAUAGGAAAGAUCAAUAAAACUAAAAGCUGGUUCUUUGAGAAGAUAAACAAACUUGAUAAACCAUUAGCCAGACUCAUCAAGAAAAAAAGGGAGAAGACUCAAAUCAUUAAAAUUAGAAAUGAAAAAGGACAAGUUACAACAGACACCGCAGAAAUACAAAGCAUCCUAAGAGACUACCACAAGCAACUCUAUGCCAAUAAAGUGGACAGCCUGGAAGAAAUGGACAAAUUCUUAGAAAGGUAUAACCUUCCAAGACUGAACCAGGAAGAAAUAGAAAAUAUGAACAGACCAAUCACAAGUAAUGAAAUUGAAACUGUGAUUAAAAAUCUUCCAACACACAAAAGUCCAGGCCCAGAUGGCUUCACAGGUGAAUUCUAUCAAACAUUUAGAGAAGAGCUAACACCCAUCCUUCUCAAACUCUUCUAAAAAAUUGCAGAGGAAGGAACACUCCCAAACUCAUUCUAUGAGACCACCAUCACCCUGAUACCGAAACCAGACACAGAUACUACAAAAAGAGAAAAUUACAGACCAAUAUCACUCAUGAAUAUAGAUGCAAAAAUCCUCAAUAAAAUACUAGCAAACAGAAUCCAACAACGCAUUAAAAGGAUCAUACACCAUGAUCAAGUGGGAUUUAUCCCAGAGAUGCAAAGAUUCUUCAAUAUACACAAUCAAUGUGAUACACCAUAUUAACAAAUUGAAGAAGAAAAACCAUAUGAUCAUCUCAAUAGAUGCAGAAAAAGCUUUUGACAAAAUUCAACACCCAUUUAUUAUAAAAACUCACCAGAAAGUGGGCAUAGAGGGAACCUACCUCAACAUAAAAAGGGCAUAUAUGACAAACCCACAGCAAACAUCAUUCUCAAUGGUUAAAAUGAAAGCAUUUCCUCUAAGAUCAGGAAAAAGACAAGGAUGUCCACUCUCACCACUAUUAUUCAGUAUAGUUUUGGAAGUCCUAGCCACAGCAAUUAGAGAAGAAAAAGAAAUAAAAGGAAUACAAAUUGGAAAAGAAGAAGUAAAACUGUCAUUGUUUGUAGAUGACAUGAUACUAUACAUAGAAAAUCCUAAAAACGCCACCAGAAAACUACUAGAGCUAAUCAGUGAAUAUGGUAAAGGUCAGGAUACAAAAUUAAUGCACAGAAAUCUCUUGCAUUCCUAUACAAUAAUGAUGAAAAAUCUGAAAGAGAAAUUAAGGAAACACUCCCAUUUACCACUGCAACAAAAAGAAUAAAAUACCUAGGAGUAAACCUACCUAGGGAGACGAAAGACCUGUAUGCAGAAAACUAUAAGACACUGAUGAAAGAAAUUAAAGAUGAUACCAACAGAUGGAGAGAUAUACCAUGAUCUUGGAUUGGAAGAAUCAAUAUUGUGAAAAUGACUAUACUAACCAAAGCAAUCUACAGAUUCAAUGCAAUCCCUAUCAAAUUACCAAUGGUAUUUUUUACAGAACAAGAAAAAAAAAUCUUAAAAUUUGUUUGGAGACACAAAAGACCCUGAAUAGCCAAUGCAGUCUUGAGGGAAAAAAUUGGAGUUGGAGGAAUCAUGCUCCCAGACUUCAGACUAUACUACAAAGCUACAGUAAUCAAGACAAUAUGGUACUGGCACAAAAACAGAAAUAUAGAUCAAUGGAACAGGAUAGAAAGCCCAGAGAUAAACCCACACACAUAUGGUCAACUAAUCUAUGACAAAGGAGGCAAGGAUAUACAAUGGAGAAAAGACAGUCUCUUCAAUAAGUGGUGCUGGGAGAACUGGACAGCUACAUGUAAAAGAAUGAAAUUAGAACACUCCCUAACACCGUACACAAAAAUAAACUCAAAAUGGAUUAGAGACCUAAAUAUAAGACUGGCGACUAUAAAACUCUUAGAGGAAAACAUAGGAAGAACACUCUUUGACGUAAAUCACGGCAAGAUCUUUUUUGAUCCACCUCCUAGAGUGAUGGAAAUAAAAACAAAAAUAAACAAAUGGGACCUAAUGAAACUUAAAAGUUUUUGCACACACACACACAAAAAGAGUUUUUGCACAGCAAAGGAAACUACAAACAAGAUGAAAAGACAACCCUCAGAAUGGGAGAAAAUAUUUGCAAAUGAAUCAACAGACAAAGGAUUAAUCUCCAAAAUAUGUAAACAGCUCAUGCAGCUCAACAUUAAAAAGCAAACAACUCAGUCCAAAAAUGGGCAGAAGACCUAAAUAGACAUUUCUCCAAAGAAGGCAUUUCUCCAAAGAAGACAUACAAUGGCCAAGAAGCACAUGAAAAGCUGCUCAACAUCACUAAUUAUUAGAGAAAUGCAAAUCAAAACUACUAUGAAGUAUCACCUCACACCAGUUAGAAUGGGCAUCAUCAGAAAAUCUGCAAACAACAAAUGCUGGAGAGGGUGUGGAGAAAAGGGAACCUUCUUGCACUGUUGGUGGGAAUGUAAAUCGAUACAGCCACUAUGGAGAACAGCGUGGAGGUUCCUUAAAAAACUAAAAAUAGAGUUACCAUAUGACCCAGCAAUCCCACCACUGGGUAUAUACCCAGAGAAAACCAUAAUUCAAAAAGACACAUGCACCCAAUAUUCACUGCAGCACUAUUUACAAUAGCCAGGACAUGGAAGCAACCUAAAUGCCCAUCGACAGAUGAAUGGAUAAAGAAGAUGUGGUACAUAUAUACAAUGGAAUAUUAGCCAUAAAAGAAUGAAAUCAGGUCAUUUGUAGAGAUGUGGAUAGAUCCUGAGACUGUCAUACAGAGUGAAGUAAGUCAGAAAGAGAAAACAAAUAUAUUAACGCACAUAUGUGGAACCUAGAGAAAUGGUUCAGAUGAACUGGUUUGCAGGGCAGAAAUUGAGACACAGAUGCAGAGAACAAACAUAUGGACACCAAGGGGGGAGAGUGGCGUUGGGCGGGGUGUCGUGGCAGUGUGAUGAAUUGGGAGAUUGGGAUUGACAUGUAUACACUAAUAUGUACAAAAUGGAUAACUAAUAAGAACCUGCUGUAUAAAAAGCAAAUAAAAUUAAAUUAAAAAAGGAAAUGGUAAGAAGACCAUUUUUCUUUUCUUUUCUUUUUGGGCGUGCCCUCCGGCUUGUGGGAUCUUAGUUUCUCGACCAGGGAUCGAACCAGUGCCCCCUGCAGUGGAAGCCUGGAGUCCUAACCACUGAAUUGCUGGGGAAUUCCCAAGACCAUUU